AUGGAACGCAUGGAAUGCCUAAAGAGGCGUCGCCAAGGUCUGAGAAGUGCGGUAACUCGAACCGUAAGAGAAGCUACAGAGAAGCUUGGCGACGUAAACCUUGCAGAAGAAGACAUCGAAGUACGUGUUGCUAGGAUAAAGAAACAGACAGAGAACUUAGAGAAAGUGGACGCUGAGCUGGAGCCUUUGUGGUCAGAGGGAGACGUCGACGCGGAGCAGCAAGAGGGCUUCAAGUAUAUCGACGGGGCAACUGCAUUGCUCGCACGGCUACAGUUCAGGCUCGAGCGAAAUUCUACGGCCAUAAGUCGGACGUCAGAACGUCAGUCAGGGUCGAGACAGUCGGAGAACGCUGGAAGGAUGAACCAGCACGGGAAGCUGCCGAAGCUGGAUCUCGUCAAAUUUAACGGUCAAAGGAGGGACUGGUUCGCGUUCUGGGAGCAGUUUCGCCAAAUGGUCCACGACAAUCAAAGGCUAUCCACGUGCGACAAGUUCCACUAUUUAAGAGCAGCGCUUACAGGGGAGGCGGCAUCAGCUAUCGCGGGGUUGCCGCCGACGGAGAGAUGUUACGACGAUGCUCUGGAGAUCCUCAAACGACGUUUUGGGAACGAGACGCUUCAGAUUGAAGACCACAUGAGCAGACUUACUAACCUGCAACUGGUGAGAGCACAGCACGAUGUGAGAGGAUUGAGAAAGCUAUACGACGGAGUCGUGUCACAUGUGAGAGCAUUGAAGGCACUGGGUGUACCCGAAGAGUCGUUCGCAUCCAUGCUGUAUUCAAUUAUGCUUCGACUAGUACCUCAAGAGUUGGUGGUCGACUUCAACAAAGGGGCAUUGCAGGCAGAAGCUGGAACAACGAGCCAGAGCAGGAGCGGCCAAGAAGCCGGCGACGACAACACCUCAGCGCGUGCAAGCAGCCAGCAUGUUGUCAAACUGAAUAACUUUUUGGUCUUCCUCAGCGUUGAAGUAGAGAGUCGCGAAAGCUCGAUCUUUACGCGUGAGGGAGACAGGGAAGAGCCGGCGGGAUCACACAAAGACAGAGAAGUUAAGACACACGCGAAGAGAGCCAAGAGGCCGUCAUCGACGUCAACGUUGCUUCACACAGCAGAGGAAUACUCGGAAUGUUUUUUCUGCAAAGCAAAGGAUCACAAGACGGCUGAGUGCCAAGCGACGGUUUCAGUAGAAGGAAAGCUAGGCAAGCUCAAAGAAGGAGGGCGAUGCUUCAGGUGCACCUUGUCCAACCACGUAUCCAGGAGGUGUUGGCGUAAAGUAGAGUGCAGUAAGUGUCAAGGAAGACAUGGUGCUUCUGUGUGUAGUCCCAGGGGAGACAGCUCGCUCAGCACAGACAAGUCGACGGCGAAAUCGUCGCAGUUCAGUUUAGAGCUGACUCGACGCACCAAAGGCCCAGAGACUAUGCUACAGACAGUAGUCGCUUGGUGUAAAGGUCCGGGGGGAGUGAGCAAAGGCAAGAUAAUGUUCGACACGGGCAGUCAAAGGACAUUUGUUACUCAACGAACCGCCCAAAAUUUGAAGUGUGAGACAGUCGGCCAAGAACGACUGAAAGUAGGAGUCUUUGGGGGACGACAAGAAGAAAGAACGUUUCGGAGAGUAUCCAUAAGGCUUCUCAGUCUACAGGGUGGCAAUGAGUACGACAUGGAAGCGCUAGUCACCGACGUCAUCAGUGGCCAAAACACACCUACGCCAUGCUCCUUCAUAAUCGACAAAAUGAGAGCGAAGAACCUUCCAGUCCAGCAGCUGGUGUGUCCAGAAAAUGAAGAGGAAAUACAGGUUCUCAUAGGCACCGAUCAGUACGGGGAUCUAGUGACCGGAAGGAUUGAUUGCAAUCAAACGUUGCUGCUCCGACUGUCCAUAGACGAAGACGAAGGGAAUUCGACGCUAGAAAAGUUUUGGCAGCUCGAAUCCAUUGGCGUGGUUCCAGACACGGAUGACGAACAAGAGAAUCCGGUACUACGUCGGUUCUUCCAAAGUGUGACACAAAAUGGAGGGCGCUAUGAAGUUGCGCUCCCGUACAAGUCGACGCUGAAUUUGGGAAACAACAAAGGAGUGGCACUGAAGAGGCUCACACAGUUAACUAGGAGAUUGGCUCGCAACGAAGAGUUGCUGAAGAGGUAUGACGAAGCGAUCCGGAUGUACAGUGAUAACAGCAUGGCAGAAAGAGUGGUUGACGAAGUUGACGAAGGACAAAGCGUCGUGUACUAUAUGCCACAUCAAGCCAUUUUGAGAGAAUCUAGUAGUACGACUAAGACUAGAGUGGUGUUCGAUUGCUCAUCCAGUUGCGGCUCAACAAAAUCGCUUAACCAGUGCCUAGAAGCUGGACCGAAUUUAAAUCCGGACAUCGUGGGAUUACUGCUGAAUUUCUGGGUCCAUAAGAUCGCCUUGGUGGCCGAUGUAGAAAAAGCCUUUUUGCAAAUAACCGUGAGGGAAGAGGACAGAAACGCCUUACGGUAUCUGUGGUAUGAGACAAAACCAGAAGCGGGAAUGCCACUACCACCGGUAGAAAGCUGGAGGAUGACGAGGGUUCCCUUCGGCACGACGGCAAGCCCGUUUUUACUCGCGGCUACUUUGCGCAGCCACUUCAAGAUGAUGGAAGAGGAAUAUCCAGAAACAGCACGACUCCUUAGUAGCCACAUGUACGUGGAUGAUCUUAUAACCGGAGCAAAUGACGUACAGGAAGCACAGAAGAUCGCAAAAGAAGCGACGGCGAUCUUGGAACAAGCGAAAAUGAGGCUGCAUAAGUGGGCAACAAAUCAUAGCGACGUGCGCGAGUCCCUUCAGGCAGAGUCGGGUGAACGAGCAUUGGGUGAUCCCAAGGAUAUGCAGAAAGUUCUAGGAAUAUCGUGGUUGCCGGACACGGACGUUUUAACAUUUGGCAUGAGCGACUUGUGGAGUCUACACCAUGAAGGUGGCGACACGAAACGACGUGUCUUGCAGAUCAUAGCCCGCCUAUAUGAUCCACUGGGAAUGUUGGCGCCGUUUACGAUCCAUGGUAGAAUCCUUUUCCAACUGUUGUGGAAGCGCAAGAUUGGAUGGGAAGACAUUUUACCUACAGACCUUCAAACAACGUGGAUCCGGUGGGGCUCCGAACUACAGGAUCUACCAGACAUAAGAGUACCGAGGUACUAUGGCCGAGACAAGGAUAAAGACGUGGUACAUACAGAGAUACAUAUGUUUUGUGAUGCGAGUCCUACAGCGUACGGUGCGGUAGCGUACACAGUUAUGGAAGACUCUUGUGGAACAAGAACCGCAGCGAUGCUGAUGGCAAAGUCAAGGCUCGCCCCAAUAAAAGAGCUGACAAUACCUCGACUGGAGUUGAUGGCAUGUCUAGUGGGAGCAAGGCUUGUCUCCUACAUCACUGAAAAGAUCAAAAUCAGUCCAGUUCGACUUCACUUUUGGACAGAUUCCAGAAUAGCGCUUUGCUGGAUACGUGGGGAUCCCCAGCGCUGGAAGCAGUUCGUGCAAAACCGGGUACAAGAAAUUCAGAGGCUUACUCAAAUAGAUGGAUGGAAGUAUUGCAAGGGCAAAGAAAACCCAGCAGAUCUACUGACCAGAGGAAUGCAAGCAAAGAAGAUGACUGAAAGCGAGCUGUGGUGGUCAGGACCAAGCUGGAUGACUCGAAGCGACAGCGAAUGGCCUGUGUGGAACAUGGACGAUGACCUUGAGAGAAACGAAUUGGAGGAGAAGAAAACAAAAGUUCUGCAAAUGCUGACUACAGAGACGGAAGAUGUCAUAGAGAUGGAAAGGUACAGCUCUGUGAGAAGGUUACAUCGGGUUGUGGCCUGGAUUUUGCGAUUCAGAGGGAACGCUACAAAGAAAAGUUACACUACCGGACCCCUGACAGCGCAGGAGUUGCAACGUGCCGAAGAGUGUUGUAUCAAAUCUGAUCUGUGCAAGGGAAAGCCUUUCCAGAAGAAAUAG
Messenger RNA from Ornithodoros turicata, 3933 nucleotides. RefSeq lists its product as uncharacterized. The transcript has 2 exons. Gene Ontology annotation, molecular function: nucleic acid binding; zinc ion binding. Bases 1 to 3933 code for a protein of 1310 amino acids. NCBI's taxonomy places the organism in Eukaryota, Metazoa, Arthropoda, Arachnida, Ixodida, Argasidae. The record is from RefSeq and is a predicted model, not a curated record.